Corvus hawaiiensis (hawaiian crow) is the source of this 1116-nucleotide messenger RNA. RefSeq names its product formin-like protein 3. The transcript has 2 exons. The record is from RefSeq and is a predicted model, not a curated record. Lineage: Eukaryota; Metazoa; Chordata; Aves; Passeriformes; Corvidae. Bases 1 to 1116 code for a protein of 371 amino acids.
AUGAGUGAGCUCCGCGUUUACGUACAAAUCCGUACCUCGCCGCAACUAAUGAGAAACUUGAAACGUGCAAAAACCCCCUCGCGUAAGGACGAGACGAGCGCACAAAUACCUCCGGAGCAGGGUCCCGCACCGCGGGAUGGAGCCCACGGGAAGGAAGCCCACAGCGCGGGCACGGACGGGGGGGCUGCGCUCCCCACACAAAGUUCGCGGCCGCUGAGCCCGGUGACAGGAACCUCCUCGGGGCGGCUUUUCCGUCGGGGCUACCCCGCGGCCGGACAACCCCUCGCGUCCGAGCCGCGGAGGGGCACGGCCCCACAGAGCCCGGGGGGCGGCCGGUGCCACGCCGGCCCCACCGCCCCCCGCCCGGGACCCCGCCGCCGGGGCGCCUCCUCCGCCCGUCCCGUCCCGUCCGCGCCGUCCCGCCCGCCGCCCCCGCCCCGCGGCCCCCCCGCCCCGCGGCGCACACACGGCGGGGACGCUUCUGCACUUUCCGCCCACUCCCCCGUCCCCCCCGCGCCGGAUUUCUCCGGGAAUCACCCACGCACGACCCGCCCGCUCCUUCCGGCCGUGCCCCGCGGCGCCGGGGCCGCGCUGCCCUCGCCCCCGGCCGCCCCGCACGUACUCUGCAGUUGGCCGCCGCCGCCGGCUGCCCGGGGCUCCCCUCGGUGCCGUCCCGGGGCCGCAGACUCAGCCCCGCCGAAGUUCCUGCCCGCGCCCCCCCCGCCCAGGCUCCUCCUUUCCCAUCGACGGGGCGAGGGCUGCCGGCCGUGGGGCAGGGCGCUGGCAGGUGCCACACAGGGCCCCUCUGUGCGGCCCCGGCCCAGCCCACGCGGGCACGGCACGGACGGGUGGGCGGCUGGCGGGAGCUCUGUCUGCAUUGCACACCCCGACCCGGACCAGGCACGCUGCUCUCCAGCCUGCUGGCAAGUCCGUGCCCCAAAUCAGCGCUUGCCCAAUCCUAAAAUCACCCUGCAGGUGAAGCUGCCGCUGACUGCACGGAAGGGAUGCUGCCUGAGGAAAAAUACCUGUUGCCUGGAGGAACGAGCAGCACCUGCCCCUAGAGCCCCUCUGCAAAGCAGUGUGGGUCAGCCCAGCUUUUUCCUGAAACUGGAGUGA